AGAAUUAUAAUUAAUAAAAGCUAAGAAGUAAUGGAGGGACAUCAUCAUGGAAAAACAGAGGUGGCAGCAAGAUCAGGUAGUAAUAAGAGUGGAUUGGUUUUGAGGGUAUUGGCAUUGAUACUGACUCUAGCAGCUUCAAUUGUUGUUGUGACCAAUAAACAAAGCAAAGUUGUUCCUCUGAAGGUUUUUGAUUCUCUACCACCGGUUAAUCUUCCUGUUUCUGCAAAGUGGCAUUACCUCUCUGCUGUUCUGUACUUUCUUGUGACAAACGCAACAUCAUGUGGAUACGCAGCCGUGUCACUACUCCUAACCGCCGCAAACAGAGAUGGCAAGAGCAAGCACUUGCGGAUACUAAUCUUUGUCCUUGACGCGUUCAUGGUGGCUUUGCUGUUCUCCGGCAUCGGCGCGGCUUCGGCCGUGGGCAUACUUGGGUACCAUGGAAACUCUCACGUUCAAUGGAAGAAAGUGUGCAAUGUGUUCGGCAAAUUUUGUCACCAAAUGGUUGCUUCCAUUGGUUUAUCAUUGCUUGGAUCAGUAGCAUUCCUCUUCUUGGUUAUGCUUCCUUUAAUUUCUUCAGCUUAGUUGGUUGAUAAAUGUCACUCUAGCGUGCCAACUUGGGAACCUUCAUUGUAGUUCAAAAGUUGUUGCAUACUAUUUAUUGUGUUAAUCAAUGUCACAUGCUUCUGAGUUGUGACAAUUUGACUGCUGCUUGCGCUAUAAAUCAAUAUCUACAUGGGAUAUUAAUUUAAAAACAUAUCUGUAAACGUUACUGAUAAAUAUAUUUCUUUGGUUUUGA
This is a messenger RNA of Arachis ipaensis, 796 nucleotides long. RefSeq names its product CASP-like protein 1E2. Lineage: Eukaryota; Viridiplantae; Streptophyta; Magnoliopsida; Fabales; Fabaceae. The record is from RefSeq and is a predicted model, not a curated record.